AUGGGAGGGACAGACGAUGCUGCCGUGGCACCUGCGCAAACGGCGCCUCCCGCCAACGAAGUGCAGCGCGCAAGUGCACGUAUGGAUUCAUCGGCGACCGACCCGAAUGCAGGUCCUUUGCUAGGCGGCUCCUACCGGCUGAUUAAGAUGAUCGGCGAGGGCGCCUAUGGUGUCGUAUACUCGGCCGUGCAUAUACCAACGUCCACACGAGUCGCUGUAAAGCGCAUUUCGCCGUUCGACCACCAGAUGUUUUGCUUGCGGACCUUGCGUGAAAUCCGGCUGCUUCGCCACUUUCACCAUGAAAAUAUCAUCUCGAUUCUCGAUAUCUUGCAGCCGGACUCACUCGAGACAUUUACAGAGGUGCACUUGGUACAGGAACUGAUGGAGACCGAUAUGCACCGCGUCAUCCGUACGCAAGACCUGUCGAACGACCAUUUCCAGUACUUUGUGUACCAAAUUCUGCGUGGCCUUAAAGCAUUGCACUCAGCGGGUGUGCUGCAUCGUGAUUUGAAGCCAUCGAACUUGCUGCUCAAUGCAAACUGCGACUUGAAAAUCUGCGACUUUGGCCUCGCGCGUAGCGCUGAGCAGCCUGAACCGGAUAGCAAGGCGUUCAUGACCGAGUAUGUGGCGACGCGGUGGUACCGUGCGCCGGAAAUCAUGCUGUCGUUCAAAGAGUACACCAAGGCUGUGGACUUAUGGUCGGUAGGCUGUAUAUUUGCCGAGAUGCUGAAUGCGCGUCCGCUCUUCCCGGGUCGCGACUACCAUCACCAACUCUCGCUGAUUCUCGAGGUGCUCGGCACGCCGUCUAUGGACGAUUUUUAUGCCAUUACCUCAUCACGCUCACGCGACUAUAUUCGCUCGUUACCCUUCUGCCAGCGGGCGGACUUUGCCACCCUGUUCCCACGCGCUGAGCCUAUGGCGCUGGAUUUGCUGGAGCGGCUAUUCACGUUCUCACCGCGCAAGCGUAUCACGGUGGAAGAGGCGCUGGCCCACCCCUACUUGGAGCCGUACCAUGACCCAAGUGAUGAGCCGAAUGCACCGCCCCUGAGCCCUGGUUUCUUUGAUGCGGACUUUGCGAAGGAGCCGCUAUCGCGUGCUCACCUGAAAGAGCUUAUUUACCGUGAAAUCGUUCGUUAA
This is a messenger RNA of Malassezia pachydermatis, 1137 nucleotides long. Its product is annotated as mitogen-activated protein kinase. NCBI's taxonomy places the organism in Eukaryota, Fungi, Basidiomycota, Malasseziomycetes, Malasseziales, Malasseziaceae. Gene Ontology annotation, molecular function: ATP binding; MAP kinase activity. The record is from RefSeq and is a predicted model, not a curated record. Bases 1 to 1137 code for a protein of 378 amino acids. Gene Ontology annotation, biological process: protein phosphorylation; intracellular signal transduction. The transcript has 2 exons. Gene Ontology annotation, cellular component: nucleus; cytoplasm.